AUGGAAAUAACAACGGCAAAAAUUAUCGCCUGCUUGGCGUUGGGCUUAGGAUCCUUCUUCACAGGCAUGAUACCAGCUGGAAUAUCGGAAAGUACAAGACAAAGACAUCCUUUGACCAUAUCUUGUUUACUCUGCUUUGGCGCCGGCGUUCUUCUAGCGACAUCUCUAGUGCACAUGCUACCAGAAGCAAGGGAGGAUCUUCCGCAGUUUUCAGAAAUUCUUCUUUGUGUUGGAUUCUUCAUGGUUUACUGUGUAGAUGAAAUAGUGCAUAUUUUCUAUGGGAACGGAGACAGGCCUGGACACCAAAGACAGAGUUAUGGGACUGAGCAGACAAGUUUGCUGCGGCAUCAUGACGAUUUGAGAGGGGCUGAUGGAGAGAUGGACGCUAGGAGGUGUUGUGGUGACACGGAGAAUCCGAGGAUGUGUCAUGUCAGUCACACUGAACCCUGCAAUAAGACUUCUUCUGGAUUUAUUGGGCUGUUGUGCGCGUUGUUCGUGCAUAGUUUGCUAGAAGGACUCGCAAUAGGAUUGCAAAAAAGUUCAGCACAGGUGCUACUACUUCUCGGCGCAGUGGCCUCCCACAAGUUCGUGGUUGGGUUCUGUCUGGGCGCCGAGCUGUGCGCGGCUGGCCGCGCACUGUGGGCACACGUGGCAUGGGUGGCACUAUUUGCCGGUGGUUCUGUGGCCGGCAUUGCCCUUGGUGCGGGGCUUGAGGCGGUACAGAGUAUUCAGAACUCUGUAGCUGUUCCCAUUAUGCAGGCAUUAGCGGCUGGCACUCUUCUCUACGUGACAGUCAGCGAAGUGUUGCCUCGUGAACGAGCUCGUUUCCACGAGCAGAAGCGGUGGAGCGGGAUGGCGCAGUUGGCAGCUGUACUGGCCGGCUUCGCGGGCAUGUAUCUCAGCACGAGAUACCUGGACCAUGACUGAGCUUAGUGGAUCUAAGUUAAAUUAAGACUUAGACUCACAGUGUUUUAAUUACAUAAUAAUGUAGAUCUCUGUGUAUUUGUAAGUUAAAAAUAACUUAGUUAAAGUAGGAUUACAAUGACACAUUUCUU
Molecule: messenger RNA, 1055 nt
Organism: Cydia amplana
Lineage: Eukaryota; Metazoa; Arthropoda; Insecta; Lepidoptera; Tortricidae
Gene: Zip88E
Product: zinc transporter ZIP3
Exons: 4
Coding region: 1-927 (308 amino acids)
Biological process (GO): zinc ion transmembrane transport
Cellular component (GO): plasma membrane
Molecular function (GO): zinc ion transmembrane transporter activity
Source: RefSeq, a predicted model, not a curated record